Oncorhynchus tshawytscha (Chinook salmon) is the source of this 4367-nucleotide messenger RNA. It is a transcript of the gene zbtb25, whose product is annotated as zinc finger and BTB domain containing 25. Gene Ontology annotation, molecular function: RNA polymerase II cis-regulatory region sequence-specific DNA binding; DNA-binding transcription factor activity, RNA polymerase II-specific; protein binding. The record is from RefSeq and is a predicted model, not a curated record. NCBI's taxonomy places the organism in Eukaryota, Metazoa, Chordata, Actinopteri, Salmoniformes, Salmonidae. The transcript has 3 exons. Bases 701 to 2122 code for a protein of 473 amino acids. Gene Ontology annotation, cellular component: nucleus. Gene Ontology annotation, biological process: regulation of immune system process; negative regulation of transcription by RNA polymerase II; regulation of cytokine production.
CAUAGAGACUGUGACUGUGGCAUAGGCUAUUUAAGUUAAUAGCGCAAAUGCAUAAAAUUAACAAGGUUUAUUUUCCUCCGCAUAAAUUUGAUUAAAAGCCUAAUUUAAUUGCCUAUUUAUUUCGCCUCCAUAUGCACUUACUAUAAUAACCCACCGAUAAGGAUGGUGUAGGUACACAUUUGAUUAAUCUUAAAGUUUUACAGAAGUAGGCUUACAUCUUGAUAGGAUGUUAAGGCUACAUUUCAGCAUAAAGGCAAAUUAGAAAAAUAUCAAAUCUCCAAGGCGUGCGUUUAUGAUGCUGUACUACUUGGUUAUUAGAACUUUGAGGCGCUUUUAAAUUGACUGAACAUGUCAAUGUCAAUUUUAGAAUGUAUUUAGAAUGUUACCCUUACUUCAGUGUUUGUCAACCAACGACAUAUGUUUUAGGGGAACGUAAAACACACGGUAUUUACACAAUUUGAACAACUUGGUUUUUUACACACGGUAUUUACAAAAUGUUCACACCUUUUAUGACAGAACAGCAAAUAUACAGUAGGCUACUGUACAGUCACGUGACGAAUAACAACCUCAGGAGACAAUCACAUAGGAAGACGCGCGAGACCGUGCGAGAAUUUCUCUGUGGCAACAAAUAGACUACGUACGAAAUAUAAACCUUUAUUUAAUAUAUAUUUCGCAAAUAGGUGGUGGAGUGGGGGGUAUCAUGGACGUUUCCAGCCACAGCCUGUUCCUCUUGCAGCAGCUCAACGUCCAGAGGGAGUUUGGCUUCCUGUGCGACUGCACAGUCGCCAUUGGCAACGUGUACUUCAAGGCCCACCGGGCCGUGCUUGCUGCCUUCUCCAACUACUUCAAGAUGAUCUUCAUUCAUCAGUCCAGUGAGUGCAUUAAGAUCCAGCCCACGGACAUCCAGCCAGAUGUUUUCAGCUACCUGCUCCACAUCAUGUACACGGGCAUGGGCCCCAAGCAGCCGGUGGACCAGGGCCGCCUGCAGGAGGGCAUCAAGUUCCUCCAUGCCUACCAGCUGUGCAGUAAGCCUGGUGAGGGUGGGCCCGAUGCCGCCACAGCCGACCUUGUCCGCAUGUCCAACCUGUACGGCAUUCAGAUUUCAUCCCAGUUAGCAAACAAGGAGGGUACUGGGGUCCCUAAAGGUAGUGCAGGUGCCCGGGGAGGGGGCGGCCCCGAGGACGGGCGUUCGUCCACUCGGGCAGGCCGCUCCCACACAACCCAGUUUUCGAUGACUGUGGGGAUGGAGGGCGUCGCCUCAUCAGGCUGUCAGCCCUUCUCUGGUCUCCUCCGUGGUGUCUCCUCUGUGGCUUCCGGCGACGACUCAGACAUCUCAACGCGCAUCAAGCAGGAGACGGUGGAUGAAGAGGGAGAGGAGUGCCAUCAGGUGCCAGGCGGGGGAGGGUCCCCAACGUCUCCUUUGGCCCAGGGCGGCACCCCCUGCCAGGGCCUCUUGUUCAAGGAUGGUCCCCAUGCGCUGCUGUGCCCCCGGUGCGGCGAGCGCUGCUCGUCCCCCGAGGGGCUCCGCGAGCACCUGUUCAGCCACGCCACUUGCACCCUGGACCCCAGCGGACUAAUGGAGGGCCUCUCCCAGGGCGGGGGAGGGGACACAGUGGGCACUGAGGACCAGCAGCAGCAGCCGGGGUGCCCCCAGGAUCAGCAGGAUGCAGGCUACCUGGAGGAGGCCCUGAGACAGAGCCAAGCCCUAGCUGACGAGCUAGCCACCGAGCUAAGGCGGAGCAGGGGGGGUAUAGCCGGUGGCACCAGUACACCCCCCACCGCCACCAUGACCACCUCCACUACCAGUCACACACGAAAGCGCAAGAUCGCCUGCUCCGUGUGCAGCCUGCGCUUCACCCAGAAGAGCCAGCUGCAGGAGCACAUGUACACGCACACGGGCAAGCCGUCGCGCUACCAUCGCUACAGCCGCCUCUGCAGCCAGCUCAUCCACGCUUCUGGGCACUUCUGCGAGGGGCCACCGGAGGGCGGCGGGGUGGUGGCAAGCACUACAGUAGCGCUGGCGGAGGAGGCAAACAGGGAAGCUCAGGACAAUGGCAGCUCCUGCUAUUCUCUAGACUCUGAGAUCUCGCAGGAGAGCGUGGACAACAUCGCUGUGGAAUGAAAGCGAAAACAAACUGUAGAAAUGAUGAAAGAAAUACAUCAACUCCCAUUUUACAAAGGUGAUGUGUUGGAGUCACCACCUAAUUUGAUAACUCUUGUUUGUGUGAUUAUGCAUUAGCCUCUCUUUUGUUGAGUGUUUUCUUAGAAAACUGGAUUAACAAUGGUAAUUGGUAAGAACUAUGUACUCAUACUUGUUGCAAGGUAAUUGACAUAAGUCAUACCCUUACAGUUACCCGGGGAUAACAGCUAUGUAAUAAGAAGUGUUUUGCAAAUACAUCUUCAUUCUCCCAUCUGCACUCACCAGAGACUGUGCACAGCUGGUUCGUCUUCAUUAGGCCACGACGAUAGUAAAACGUUUUUGCAAUGGAAAACGAAACUUAGUGAUUCUUAUUGGACGAUUCCAGAUAGUGCCUCCUGUUUCACCCUGUUUGAGUGUGUUUUCUUCAGUUUGAUUCCAACUGAACAUGACCCUGUUUCAGUUGCGUUCCUUACCUUUCGUCAUUAUCUUUCCACUGAUCCUGUUGUAUCCUGUCCUUUUGUCAAUACCGUCAUCUCUCUGUCGGUUAGAUGAAACCCUGUGAUGUGAAUCCAGUGUAAAGUGUAUGUUAUUUUAUUCAGUGAACGGUUGAAUAGAAUAGAACAUGGUAUUUAAAAGAGGAAUGUGUUGUCUCUCUCUCAGUUGUCAUAUUUUACCAGCUGGUAUAUUGUUUGGAAAUGUAUCUGCAUUGUUUUCUGACUCUCAGAAAAUAACUCUCACUCUCAGAAAUAAGUAGCUGUUGAAAUGGAGCCUGGCUUGUUGUUAUGGAGGGUUGUCAGGGUUACAGGAAUUUGCAAGGGACAAAUUCUUACGCCCACAAUGUUGCAGUACACAAUUGAUGUAUGGUAGUACAUCAUUACACAUAUUGGAACAUUUAAAUAUUUCCCUCCAAAAUCAUGAGCAGGGGCUUGGUGUUCCUCUUUUUCUUUCUUUAAUCUCAACAAACUAGCACUUACAAACGAGCACAGUAUACCUAAACUUGAUAAUUAGCAGAGAAUUUGCUUGGCAAAGCUUCAUUCACCUUCAAGAAGUGUGUACUAACUAUGAAAAUGGACAUGUAUGCAAAAGAAGACAAAGCCACAAGUGUCAUCCCAAAUCCUUUAAAGCUGGAAAACCUGGGGAUGUAUUCAAGCGUCACAGGAGAGCUGAUCUAGGAUCAGGUCCCCCCCUGUCUUAUUCAUUCUAGAUCUGAAAGGCAAAACUGAUUCUAAAUCAGCACUCCUCUGAGAUGUUUAACACAUACGACCCUUAGCAGUGUUUAACUACAGAGGAAACCUGUUGAAUGUACUCUAUCCUGUGCUACCGAGUGGCACAGCGGUCUAAGGCACUGCAAGAGGUGUCACUACAGUCCCUGGUUCAAAUCCAGGCUGUAUCACAUCCGGCCAUGAUUGGGAGUCCCAUAGGGUGGCGCACAAUUGGCCCAGUGUUAUCCAGGUUUGGCUGGGGUAGGCCGUCAUUGUAAAUAAGAAUUUGUUCUUAACUGACUUGCCUAGUUAAAUCAAAUUUAAACUAAAUCCUUGACAACACUAAGAGGAAGGACUUAUUUUAGCUCAUAACAGGCUAACAUGAGUAGAAGUAGCCUGACGACUCACACUAAGUUCUUCCGCUGCUCUGUCAUUAGUUACAUACUUCAAUCUGAGACUGCCAUCAUUGAAAGACGAAGGGUUUUGGUGACGAAGGGCAUUGUACAAAACAAAGUGUUCGCAUUUGGUAAAGGGUGGAGGGUUGGGGAGGUACUCAGAUCCAGACUCAUGGCGGAGAAAACAACUAAAGUCCGUGGGCGUGGCGUAGCUUUUGGCCAGAGCAAAGAGUCUGGGUAGCCAGGCAAGAGUAGAAGUGACUAAAAGAGAUACUCUGAACUGAAAUAGCUCUCUAAAGCUUUAUUAUUGUGCGAUUGUAGAUUCAUAUUUGACGGAUAUGUGGCAAUGGCUAUCAGAGUGUGUAGAAGAAUGCAUCUAGUAAUGUUGAACCAGGAACCUGUAUGUACUGCGAUAGACAGUAUAAACCUAGGAUUAUCAAAUUGACCUUUCUGGGUUUGUUUCCAUUCUAUCCUGUUGGUGUGUGUGACCUCUGGUAUGUUUCAGUUGGCUACUCUUCCAUGGCUUUUCCACUUUGUCAUACACUUUGUCGUGGUUUCAUGCUUUCUUUAAUCUGUGUCACUUUUCCAUACAUGGAAAAGGUUUUGUAAAUAAAUAUAUUUUGUAACAGA